AUGGGUCGUGUUCAGGAAGUGGGCUGGGUGACCGCAGGACUGAUGAUCUGGGCUGGUGCUUGCUACUGCAUUUACAGAUUAACCAAGGGAAGAGCCCAGAGUGUGAGGAGACUUGCCAGAAAUGGGUCCAGAGUCAAAAUGGAGACUGUGGUUGGGAUACAGAACCAGACCUUGGCGAUGUGUGAAGCCAUGGUUGGGACAGAGAUUGAGACUAGACCCAAGCCCAAGACUGGAGCAGAAACUGGAGCAGGAGGUGGGGCUGAAGUAGAGACUAAUACCACUGCUACAGCCAGAAUCAAAGCCAACUCUCAAGCCAAGGCAAUGGCUGAGGCAGAGACAGAGACCCAAUCUGAGACCAAAACAGUGGCUGGAACAGUGGUCAUAACAGAGGCAGUGAUUCUGACUGAGGCCAAAGCCAGUGAAGUGGCCAUGAAAGAAGCAGUGACCCAAACUGACUCUGAGUCUGGGAGACUAGUCAAGAAAGAGGCAGUGACCCAGACCAAGGCUAAAGCUUGGGCACUUGGUGCUAAGGCAGAGACCAAGAAAGAAGCAAUGACCCAGACCAAAGCAGAAACUCGUAUAUUGGCUGAAAAAGAGACAGAAAUGAACAGACUGAUGGUGACACAGAAUGAGGCCUUGGCAGUAAUCAGGGAAGUGGCCAAGAUGGGUACCAUAAACAAGAUUGGAAGUGUGGCUGAGACCAAGUUGAGAGCCCUGGAAGAGACUGUGAGUGUGGCCAAGACUCAGUCUGAGGCCAGGUCUGGUACCUCAGUUGAUGCUAAGGGAAAUCAUAACACCAAGUCCAAGGCAGAAUCUGGAGCAGACAUGAAGUCCUGUGCACUGUCUCAGGCUGUGGCCAAGAUCCAGGUUGAUGACAUGCUUGGUACUGGGGUUGAGGCCAAGGGGAAUUGCAAAACUGCGUCUCAGGCAGGGUCUGUGGCAGAUAUGAGGGCUUCUGCUCAGCCUCAGAUUGUAGCCAAGACUGAGGCUGUGCCUGGGGCAAUGGUUGAUGCUGGGGUUAAUACCAAUGCCAUGUGUGAGGCAGGGGUUGGGGCAGGUACAAGUGCUUCUACACAAUCUCAGACUGUGACCAAGAAACAGGCUGAGACAAUGUCUAGUGCCAGGGUUGAUGAUAGGGGAAAUAACAAUGUCACAUCUAGGGCAAUGACUGGAGCUGACACAAGGGCUGCCGCUCAGCCUCAAGCUGUAGCCAGUGCUCACGCUGAGGCUACGUCUGAUGCCAGGGGUAAGGGUAGAGGCAAUUCCAAUGCCGUAUCUAAGGUGGGGGUUGGGACAGACACUGAGUCCUAUACACAGCCUCAGCCUAAGGCCAAUGUCCAGGCUGAUGCCUUGCCUGAUGACAGGAUUAAGGCUCAGGGCAAUGCCAACACCAAGUCUAAAGCAGAGGCUGGGACAGACACAAAGGCACAGUCUCAGACUUCCACUAAGAGCCAGGCUGAGGCUCUACCUAGUACCAGAGGUAAAGCUAGGGGCAAAGCCAAAGGCAAGUGUAAGGCAGGGGUCGGAGCAAACAUGAAAACCUGUGCACAGCCUCAAGCUGGGGUCAAGGCCCAAGCUGAAAUUUUCUCUGAUUCCAGGACUGAUGGCAGGGGCGAUCCUGAUACCAUUUCUGGGGCAGAGGCUAAGGCAGAACUAAGGGCCUGUGGUCAGCCUCAGGAAAUGGCCAGUUCCCAGGACGAGGCCUUGCCUGGUGCCAAGAAGAAGGUCCAGGACAAUCCCAAUGCUGUGUCUAAGUCAGGGGCUGGGCCACAUGCAAAGAGCUCUGCACAGCCCCAGGCUAUGGCCAAUACCCAGGGGGAAGCCUUGCCUGGUGUCAAGAAUAAAGUCCGGGGCAAUCCCAAUACUGUGUCUAAGGCAGGUACUGGGCCAGAUACAAAGGGCUCUGCCCAGCCUGAAACAGAUACAACAAGCUCUGCUCAGCCCCAGGCUGUGGCCAAUUCUCAGGGUGAGGCCUUGUGUGGUACUAAGAAUAAGAUCUGGGGCAAUCCUAAUGCUGUGUCUAAAGCAGGGACUGGACCAGAUACAAAGAACUCUGCCCAGCCCCAAGCUGUGGCCAAUUCCCAAGGUGAGACUUUGCCUGGUGUCAAGAUUAAAGUCAGGGGCAAUCUCAACGCUGUGUCUAAGGCGGGGACUGGGCCAGAUACAAAGGGCUCUGCCCAGCCUCAAACAGAUACAACAGGCUCUGCUCAGCCCCAGGCUGUGGCCAAUUCCUGGGGUGAAGCCUUGCCUGCUACUAAGAAUAAGGUCCGGGGCAAUCCCAAUGCUGUGUCUAAAGCAGGGGCUGGGCCAGAUACAAUGUGUUCUGCCCAGCCUCAAACAGAUACAGCAAACACUGUCCAGCCCCAAUCGGUGGCCAAUUCUCAGGGUGAGGUCUUGCCUGGUGCCAAGAAUAAGGUCAGGGGUAAUCCCAAUGAUGUGUCUAAGGUAGGGUCUGGGCCAGAUACAGUGGGCUCUGUUCAGCCCCAAGCUGAGUCUAAUUCCCAAGGUGAAGCCUUACCUGGUGCCAGAAAUAAGGUACGGGGCAAUCCCAAUGCUGUGUCUAAGGUAGGGUCUGGGCCAGAUACAAAGGGCUCUGCCCAGCCUCAGGCUGCAGCCAAUUCCCAGGGUGAGACCUCAUAUGGUACUAAGAAUAGGGUCCGGGGCAAUCCCAGUGCUAUGCCUAAGGCAGGGGCUAGGCCAGAUACAGCAGACUCUGCCCAGCCUCAGACAGAUACAACAGGCUCUACUCAGCCCCAGGCUGUGGCCAGUUCCCAGGGCGACGCCUUGCUUGGUGCCAGGAGUAAGGUCAAGGGCAAUCCCAAUGCUGUGUCUAAAGCAGGCACUGGACCAGGUACAACAGGCUCUGCCCCACCCCAGGCUGUGACCAAUUCCCAGGGUGAGGCCUUGCUUGGUGCCAGGAGUAAGGUUAGGGGCAAUCAUGUUGCUGAGUCUAAGGUAGAGGCUGGAGCAUGUACGAUGGGCUCUGACCAGUGUCAGUCUGUAGCCCAUUCCCAGAGUAAGACCUCGUCUGGGGCAAAGGACAAGGCUAUGCGUAAGUCUGAGGCAGAAGCCACAGGAGAUGCCUCUGUAAAGCCUAAGGCUAAGGCCACGCCCACUUCUGAGAGUGAGGGUGGGUCAGGCACUCAGGCCUGCAAAAAGUCUCAGCCUAAGGUCCAUGACUACUACUGGAAUGGGAUUGGUGUUGAGGACUGGAUUGCUUCUGAGCGGUGGAUCAAAUUUAGGUUUCAGGCUAGGGAUGGAUACUGGGAGAAUAGCAUGUCCUGGGCUGAUGAUGAGAAUGAAGCCAAUGUUGAAUCCUGGAGUGCAGCUAGGGGUGAGAAUGAGGUUGGUAUUCAAUCCUGGGCUGGAGCUGGGGACCAGGCCAGUGGAGGGCUCUGGGCUGGGAGUCAUGCCAGUGAACAGUCCUGGGCUGGGAACAAGGCUGUUGGAGGGUCCUGGACUGUGGCUGAGAACCAGGCCAGUGGGGCUUCUUGGGCUGGCACUGGCAACCAGGCUGUUGUGGUGCCCUGGACUGGAGCUCAGGCCAGUGAGAGUUCCUGGGCUGGGGGCCAGGCCAGUGGGGUAUCCUGGACUGGGGGAGAGACCAUUGGAGUGUCCUGGACUGUGGUUGAGAAUCAGGCCAAUGGAGCAUCCUGGGCUGGGGCUACAGCUGGGAAUGUGGUUAACAUUGGGUACUGGGCUGUGGCUGUGGACCAGGCUACUGGAGGGUCCUGGAUUCUGACUAGUGAUCUGUCUGGCGGUGCAUCCUGGGUUGGGACUAGUGAUUUGUCUGGUGGUGGAUCCAAGCCUAGACUUGAGGAUCAGACCAAUGAAAAUGUGUCCUGGGCUGGAGCUGGGCUGCGGCCUGAAAACCAGUCCAGUGGAAGGGCCUGGGCUGACACUGAGGACCAAGCCAGUGGAGGCUCUGGGCUAGGGCUUGUGGAUGAGUCCAGUGGUGGGUCCUGGGCCAGUGGGGGUUCUUGGACUGGGACUGGUGAUCAGCCUGGUGGUGGGUCCAAGCCUGGAUUUAAGGAUCAGGUCAGUGAAGAAGAGUCUUUGGCUGGGGCUGGUAGCCAGGCUGGUGGAGGGACUAGGUCGGGGCCUGAGGACCAGUCCAGUAGAGGGUCUUGGGCUGACUCUGGGGACCAAGCCAGUGGAGGUUUCUUGGUUGGGGCUGUGGACCAGGCCAAUGAAGUCUCCUGGGUUGGACCUGGGCAUCAGGCUGGUGGUGAGACAAAGCCUAGAUAUGAGGAUCAGGCCAAAUCUGGAAGAGUGUCUUGGGCUGACAGUGGGGGCCAGGCUAGUGGAGGCCAGGCUAGUGGAGGGUCUACACUGGGGCCCAGGGACCAGUCCGUUGGAGAUUCCUGGGCUGGCAUUGGGGACCAGGCCAGUGGAGGAUCCAGGCCAGUGCUCAAGGAUCAGUUCACUGGAUGGUUCUAUGCUUGCAGUGGGAGUCAGGCCAAUACAGGAGGGUCCUGGGGUGGGGCUAGUGGCCAGGCCAUUGGAGGGCCUGGGCUCGGGCCCAUGAACCAGUCCAGUGGUGGGUCCUGGGCUGAUACUGGGAGUCAGGUCAGUGGAGAGUCUUGGGCUGGGGCUGGGGAUCAGGCUGGUAGCUGUUCCAAACCUGGAUUUGAGGAUCAGGCCAGUGGAGGAGCGUUCUGGUCUGGUGCUCAGGACCAGGCCAUUGGAGGGUCUAGCCCAGGGCUUGCAGACCAGCCCAGUGGUGGGUCCUGGGUUGGUACUGGGAGUCAGGCCAGUGGAAGGUCCUGGAUUGUGGCUGGGGAUCAAGCUGGUAGCUGUUCCAAACCUGGGUUUGAGGAUCAGGCUAGUGGAGGAGGCUCCUGGGCUGGCACUGGGGAUCAGACUUGUGGAAAAUUCUGGGCUGGGUCUAAGCCUGGGAAUGAGGCCAGUAGAGGGUCUAGCCUAGGGCCUGAAGAGCAGAAAAGUGGAGGUGCCUGGGCUAGGCCUGGAAACCAGACCAGUAGAAGGUCUCAGGUGAGUGCUGGGACAGAGGCCAAUGAAGGAUCCUGGUUUGGGGCUGGGAGUGAGGCUAGUACAGGGUCUUGGUUCUGGAGAGGGGAAGAAGCUGGUAUUGUGUCUAGCCCUGGAGAUAAAAAUGAGGCCAGUAUUGAAUCCAGCUCAGUGGUUAGGGAAGAGGCUAUCACUAGUUCUGGAUUUGGGGCUGAGAACAAAAACAGUAUUGGGUCCUGGAUCAGAUCUGAUGAGGCUGCCUGUAUGGAUUCCUGUGUGGGGGCUGAGGCUGGGGCUGGGGUUGGGGCCGAGGUCAGGCAGGAGUCUUGGCUCUGGGAUGGAGAUACAGCCACUACAGGGUCUAGGCUUGGGGUUGGGGAAGAGGCUGGCAUGGGGUCCUUGACUUUGGCUGGGGAUGUAGAUGAGGAUGAGCUAAGUAGAGCAUCUAGCCCUGAUAUUGAGGAGAUAAGUUUAAGGUCCUUGUUUUGGGCUGAGAGUGAGAACAGUAAUGCAUUCAGAUCUAAGCGUGAGAAAGAUGUCAAUUUUGAGCGUAGGGCUGGAGAUAAGGCCAGCACCAAGGAUAAGCUUGAAGCUGCUGGUGGAGUCGAUGUAAAGUCUUGUUUCUGGGAUAGAAAUGAAAACAGAAGUGAGGACAAAUCUGCACCUAAGACUAAAGCCAAAAAGUCAGCUGAGUCAAGAGUCACAUAUCCAUCUAUGGUCCCUGGGGCAGGAAUGGGGUCAUGGGCGGGAGCCAUGAUCUGGACAGAAAUGAAAUUUCCAUACCAAAAUGAAUCCUGCUUCCCACCUGAAGAUGAGCUCAGAAAGCAGAUCAGGUCUGGGGAGAAAACUCAGCCUUGGGCCUGCCGCUGUAGACGUGAAACUAAUAUGGAUCCACGAGAGCUUGAAAAACUCAUUUGCAUGAUUGAGAUGACUGAAGAUCCUUCUAUUCAUGAAAUAGCCAAUAAUGCUCUGUAUAACAGCCGUGAUUACCCAUUCUCCCAUGAAGUCAUUCGUAAUGCAGGUAGAAUCUCAAUUAUUGAAGGCUUGCUCAAUAAUCCCUAUCCCAGUGUUAGGCAGAAGGCUUUAAAUGCACUGAAUAACAUCUCGGUGGCUGCUGAAAAUCACAGGAAGGUUAAAACAUACUUAAACCAAGUAUGUGAAGACACCAUCACCUAUCCCUUGAAUUCAAAUGUGCAGCUGGCUGGAUUGAGAUUGAUAAAGCACCUGACUAUUAUUAGUGAAUAUCAGCAUAUGGUUACAAAUUACAUUUCAGAAUUUCUUCGUUUGUUAACUGUGGGAAGUGGAGAAACUAAAGACCAUAUUUUGGGAAUGCUUUUAAAUUUCUCUAAAAAUCCAUCUAUGACAAAAGACUUGCUCAUUGCCAAUGCACCAGCAUCACUGAUUAAUAUCUUUAGCAAGAAAGAAACAAAGGAAAAUAUUCUUAAUGCUCUUUCACUAUUUGAAAAUAUAAAUUACCAUUUUAAAAGAAGAGCAAAAGUAUUUACCCAGGACAAAUUCAGUAAAAAUUCCCUUUAUUUCAUAUUCCAACGACCUAAAGCAUGUGCCAAGAAACUUCGAGUCUUAGCAGCAGAAUACAAUGACACUGAGGUGAAAGAAAGAGUUGAGCUAUUAUUAAGUAAACUCUGA
This is a messenger RNA of Lipotes vexillifer (Yangtze River dolphin), 6618 nucleotides long. It is a transcript of the gene ARMCX4, whose product is annotated as armadillo repeat containing X-linked 4. NCBI's taxonomy places the organism in Eukaryota, Metazoa, Chordata, Mammalia, Artiodactyla, Lipotidae. The transcript has 4 exons. The coding region runs from base 1 to 6618 and encodes 2205 amino acids. The record is from RefSeq and is a predicted model, not a curated record.